UCCCAGGUGAAAGCUCCCGCACGUGCUCCUGCGGGAUGCCACAGGCAACACUGCUGUACCUGCCCAGCCAAAAGUUGGCAGGAUGCGUAGAGUCCCAAUUUUGCUAAUUCAGCACACUUUGACUUGGUUAUUAUCAUUUAAGAAACGAUCCAGUUAAGCCAGAUUCAGCAGGACUUGUCAAAUACUGAGGCCCUUGACUGGUGUGACUAUUAGAAGUUAUUAAAAAAAACCCAACCUCGACAAACCUGAAAUUAUUGCUUGAAGUGACUCCCUGACACAGAGAAGCUCAAAGUUGCCAUGUCCACUGUUGGAUUCCAUAAUAUCUCUGGGCCAGAUCUCCUGCUUUAUGAAUGUGGCCCUAGGAAGUAAAACUCUGGGAACUGCCUGGAUUAAGGAAUUAAAGCUGCUUGCCAUGUGGUCAGUGACACCCUCAGCAAGAGCAGCACCUUCGAGUUCUUUUCACAGAACACAUCAAGACUUCAGCGACUUUGCCACAAAUGAUCAUCCACAAAGGUCGUAUGAUCUGGAAAGGAAAAGAUUGGUCCACGUCCUGAACUCAUAACUCUUUGUUUCACCAGGCCAUCCUAAAAUGAUUCAGACCAGUCAAGGUGACCUUAGACCUGUGGAAACAGGUACAAUGGAAGUUGUCUGAAGCUGCAGAGUGAGUCUGUGGCAAACCCAGGAAAUGAACUGGUCUUAUCUUCUUACUGCUAUGUCUCCUGCCUCUGGUUUUUUUUUUUAUCUUUGGACUGGGACAAAAAGUAAGCAUUGCAUAUUAUAAGAAAACAUGAUUACUGCAGGCCAUCACCACAAAGUUUUAGAGACAAGAACAAUUAUUAUGAACUCCUGUUUGGAGAUCUUUUCUAUGAUUUGUAAUCUUCAGCACCUGUCCAAGAAAUGCCUUCUAUAAAUAACCAUUUUCUGUUUCAGACAAGAUUGGUGCAGCUGCUCAGUUUUUCUACAAUUGUGAAUUGCCAAAAAAAGGAACAGUAAUUCCUUGGGGACCUCAGAGUUAAAUCCCUUCUAUGUAACGUGAUACUAUCAAGUGGGUCUGUGAUGGAAGUCCAUUAUUGCUAGCUGCUCUUAGAGUUGCUCAAACUGAGAAGUCCUUUGUAGAUGAUCCUCGCUCUUUUACAAAUUUCUGUGGCUUUGUAGUUCCAUAAUUACUGCCCCUGAUGGCACCCUGCCCCAAAAAUGAAUACUUUGAUCAUUUGCUGCUCUCUUGUACGCCUUGUCAUCUCCGAUGUGCCAGCUCGCCACCGCCUUCGUGUGAGAACUACUGUGAGCAGAGUACCGACUCAAGUGGAAUUCUUUGGAUUUGUUUGGGCUUAGGAGUAAUUUUAAUGCUCACUCUGUUCACCUUAAUGGUCUUGUUUAAAAGGAAGCGCCUAAAGCAGUCAAAAGAAAAACUGGAAAACACAGACUCCUCUGUGGAGCUGAAUAAUAUUCUCAAGGCUAAUACUGACAGCAGUGUGAAUACAGAAGAAAUGAGACACACACUUCAAAGUGAAACAUUAAUGUAUUCAGUGGAAGAAUGCACUUGCAGUGACUGUGGCUUGGUAAAACCUCAGACUGGCUGUGAAACUUCAUUUCCAUUACCAGCUACUGAAGAACGAGCAACUGUUCUAGUUACCACAAAAUCUUUUGAUUAUUGCAACUAUGUUCUGGGUGUUGGAUGACUAUGAGAGUAGUGAAUUUUUACUGUGUAAUAAUAAAUGAGUUAUUCCAGUAUAGUGAUUAAUCUUAAUACUUGCAGUCAGUGGAGGAGGUAGUACAUUGUCCUUAUAGAUCUUCCACUGAGCUUUCAUUAAUAUUGUCAUAUUAUUUCUAAUGCUAGUAUUUCUCUAGUCAAGUAUUUCUACAUUAUUCUCAGGUACUAAACUAGUUACUGGAAUUUUUACUUUCUGAAAGUCCUUACAAAGGACAGCUUUUGCUGCUCUUAAAGAUUGUAUCUACUUACACCAGAUAUAUACAAACCCGUCAAUAAACAA
Manacus vitellinus (golden-collared manakin) is the source of this 1991-nucleotide messenger RNA. It is a transcript of the gene TNFRSF17, whose product is annotated as TNF receptor superfamily member 17. Lineage: Eukaryota; Metazoa; Chordata; Aves; Passeriformes; Pipridae. The transcript has 8 exons. Gene Ontology annotation, biological process: tumor necrosis factor-mediated signaling pathway. Gene Ontology annotation, molecular function: signaling receptor activity. The record is from RefSeq and is a predicted model, not a curated record. Bases 1176 to 1679 code for a protein of 167 amino acids.